UCUUGCAAAAUAUAGUAUAGUAUCAAAACCAGGUACUGACAUUCAUACAAUCAAGAUAAAGAACAUGUCCAUCGAUCUAUCCCCUGGUAGCCCUCUUUGUUUUAUGCUGCAAUUUUGGGGCAGACAGUUGGAGUAUUGAUGUUGUUGUCUUCUGCUAUAUUAUGCGAAAAGCUUUGUAUUAACAGGAAUAACUUUUCUGGCUCUGAAAGCUAUCUUUUAAUGAAGGAGUGCAAUGGUGACAGUCAGAUGGGUAAUACAUAGCCACAGCAUGCUGCUUAGGCCAAGGUUAGUGAAGGAUGAGCGCCCUUCAGACAAACUGCUGCUCCAUGGUCCUGCUAGCACUUCUUCAGAGUAAGCGGCCUCAUGCUCCAGGUGUUUCCCAUCUCCAUCUACUUACAAGACAAUGGUGAUUUUUACAGACACACAGUAAUACCAGGUUUCAGCCUUGGAAGCAUUCUGCCCUUCGUGGAGGACCCAGUCCCCUUGUUAUCAAGCCAGUAAGGCCCUUUUUAGCUCCUGGUGCAGUGUCCAUCCUGGAUGAACUCCCAGAGUUGGGCUUUCUCGAUCUUGGCAUCCUGCUUGUUUGCGACCUAUUUACAGGUAGCACUGCUUAACUUGCUGCCACAAUUAUCCUUACACCCUUCCUGUAACUCUCGUUCCCCUGUGGCCUUCCAGCCAGAAAUUUGGUCCUUGGACCUGGCUUCUCAGCAAUUAGCCCUAAGAGGGAAGAAUCUGCUGUCUUCUGGAAAUAGACUGAAAGCACCCAGAGCUUCCCCACACCUUCAGAUUUGGCACCUUGCUGCCCAGGAGCUUUCUUCAGCUAGCCUUCCCAGUAUGGCCAGUUCCAACAGCAGUGCAGGCAUCCGGUGGUCCAGACAGGAGACACGAACUCUUCUUUCCAUACUUGGUGAGGCAGAAUAUAUUCAACGCCUCCAGACUGUGCAUCAUAAUGCAGAUGUCUAUCAGGCUGUGUCUAAGAGGAUGCAGCAGGAAGGCUUCCGCCGCACGGAACGUCAGUGCCGCUCCAAGUUUAAAGUUCUGAAGGCAUUAUAUUUAAAGGCAUAUGUUGCCCAUGCCACAAGCAUGGGUGACCCACCACACUGUCCAUUUUAUGAUACAUUGGAUCAGCUUCUCCGAAAUCAGGUAGUGACUAACCCAGACAACUUAAUGGAGGACGCUUCUUGGGCCAAGCAUUAUGAUCAGAACUUAGUGGCCUCUGACACCGCAGGGGAAGAGGGAACCAGCAUUCUGAGAGCAAAAAGCACUAAGGCAGCAGAUCAUCAGCCGAUCUCAAAAACAGUUAAGGAAUCAGAUGAGGAUUGUCAACUGAGAAUCAGUGACCAGAUGCAAGAAACCAGUGACCUUGAGGACUCCUGGGAAGAAUCCUCAGGCGCAGGGUGCUCUCAAGGGACCCCCAGCUACAGCAGUUCCCACCACCUUUUCAGAGGUACAGUUGCUCCCUGUCAGAGCAGCCCCAUGACCAGACUGGGUGUGUCCGGUGAGCCCAGUCCCUGCACCAGCACCAGCCGAAACACUCCUGGGGUGGCCUCCACACAGCAGCCUCCAAUCUCCUCCUCCGGAGUUCCUUUUGUUUCUGGUGGGGAUAGGCCUUUGACCAGUGAGCCCCCUCCAAGGUGGGCAAGGCGAAGAAGGCGGUCAGUGGCCAGGACUAUUGCAGCUGAAUUGGCAGAAAACAGACGAUUGGCACGAGAACUUUCAAAGCGUGAGGAAGAAAAAUUGGACAGGCUGAUUGCUAUUGGUGAGGAGGCCAGUGCUCAGCAAGACACGGCCAACGAGCUCCGCAGGGAUGCCGUGAUCGCAGUCAGACGCUUGGCGACAGCAGUGGAAGAGGCAACUGGAGCUUUUCAGCUAGGGCUUGAAAAAUUACUUCAGAGGUUAAUUUCAAAUACCAAAAGUUAGGAACUGAUUAUAAAAGGGUGUAUAUCCUAAACACUUGCCUUUUGGUACCCUGGCUCCUUUUCCAUGUCCUCAGAAAAAAAGAGUGGAUGAGCCAUAAAUAUGCAGAAGAAUAGAAUAUACUUGCUAGUUGCUUUUCCCAAAUUUCUCCACUAAUUAAAGACUUUGGCUAUGUGAGAGGUGGCCUGAUGGAAAACAGAUGGAGCCAAGUCCAAAAAGCUAAUUAACCCUGGCUUUGUCACUGAUGUGAGGCAAUUUAGUUUUCUCUCUCUACACCAGUUUCCUCAUCAGUAAAAUGGAGCUAGAAAUAGUUCCUGACAUGCCUACCUCACAGGGUUGUUGUGAGGAUCAAAUGGCUAAUAGAUGUGAAAGGGUUUAAAAAUUUAAAAGCACUAUACACAUAUAAGUUAUUAAUGUAUAUGACCUUGGCCAGGCUAAGGCAAGGGUGAUGAGGCACAUUAGUUGACAAGAUAUAGAAUUAUUGUAUACCAUGACCUCAUUGCUUGAAUAUUUGUUUAUUUGUUUAACUUGUCUGUUUUCUGAAGUUUAAAGUCUUCAUUUUUUUUAAACCUUCUAUAGCUCAAGACUACUAUAGAUGCAACAUGUAUUUGUAUCUUUCUGUUAUUUCCACUGCUGUGUCUGUGACAUACCUACUAGUAAGCACUCAAUAGUCACGCCAUCUUCCCUCCAUUUUAAUAGUUCCUAGUCUCUAUAAGGAUACAAUUGAGAACUGACAGGGAGCCACAAUCGUGUGUUAUGGUUCAUAUUGAUAAUCUGAUAUCAUGGGCUAUUUUAUAAAAUACUAAAUAUAAGUAAAUUCUUUGCAUUCUAUAUUAUUUGGUUUCCUUACAUGCAUAAUUAUAUAUCUUUAAGUUUGGGUUGUUAUUUGAAUAUCAUGGAAAGAAUUUGGAUUUUAUCAAUUUCCCAAGUUCUUAUGGCUAAUUUCAUUCUUUUCUAUUAGUCUUCUUUCUGUCUCAUGUGAGAAGGGAAUCCCUAGAAAACUUCCCUUCUAGGGAACUUUCCAAAGUCUCUUUUUCUCACAUGGUGUAGAUGAAAAAUCUCCUAGUUAGUGGCAUACAGUGGAAGAGAACAACUUUGGGAACAGUUGAGGGUAGUGUAAAAGACCACCUGCGCUAGGUAACUCCUUUGAGGCACGAGCUCUCAACAAAUCUGUUUUUGCCAAAAACAUACCUUUGGGAUGUAGAAAUGUGUUGAGCCAUAUUUCCAAUUUAAAAAGUUUUUCUUCAUUCUAGAGGCUGAAAAUAAAUGUCUGAGCAUGCUGGGAGAGGCUUUAUAUUUUGCAGGCUUGGGUACUUAAUGCUGGAAAUACAAAUAAGUGUAGAAAUAGUCCAAAAAACAGUGGGAACAUAUGUAAACCAUGAAUAGAUGGCAAGAAAGUGAGCUGCUCUGAUAAGUGGGUGGUGGAUGUAGGAGGCAGCUGGUAUGGUAGCAUACACUGGAAUCUAGUUAGAACUCCUGGGUUCUAAUCCUGUCACAGUUAUAUUGGCAGUUCAUUUGAAUAGGCCAUUAUAUGGAGGGUUAGACGUCAGUUAUACCUGGGUAACACUAACAUAGGUAGGUAAAGUUUUUGGAAAAACAGGGAAGUACUUGGUGAACAAUUAGGCCUGUAAUAUAUAGAUCUAUUAAUGGUAGCAAAAUAUAUAGGCAAGGAUUUAUUUCAGAUAAUAGAAGUGCUAAAGUACAGAAGUGGAAUUAAACUUUGGAGGUAGUGUUGUGAAAAGUAAUGGGUGAAGUAACCUUAAGGUGGGAAUAAAACUAAAGGGAAAGGCCUUAAAGUAAACAGAGAAGUGGGCAAAAUAUUGUUAAGAGGCGGGAAGUUGUAAUAAGGGGACAUUGUGUGGAAAAAACAAGCCCAGAAAUCUUGCGUAAGCUCUAGACCCAACCAUUACUAUCUGUCCAUCCUUAGGUGGGUCAUUUCACCAUUCUGUAACUCAGGAUCCUUACCUAUAAAGUGGGAAAUUAAUACUAUCCUACCUACCUCACUGGAAUGUUGUGAGCAUCAAAUGAACAGAUGAAUGUAAAAAUGCUCUCACGCACAUGGAAGACACCAUACUGUGACAGUAGUGGGAAAGAAAACCCAGUAACACAUUAGUGCUGAUGUGUGCCAGGUCCAAGGGUCUGCUGACUGGGCAAAGACAAGGAAGGAAGAGGAAGUGGCAUCGCUGGUAAAAGUUGUGAUACAAUGGUAGGAUUAACACUCUGCCUCCUAAGGAUUGUGAUGUAAAUGAGGUGCUGUGUAUACCAACCUCCCACCACCCU
This is a messenger RNA of Pteronotus mesoamericanus, 4197 nucleotides long. RefSeq names its product Myb/SANT DNA binding domain containing 7 (gene MSANTD7). The coding region runs from base 538 to 1920 and encodes 460 amino acids. The transcript has 2 exons. Lineage: Eukaryota; Metazoa; Chordata; Mammalia; Chiroptera; Mormoopidae. The record is from RefSeq and is a predicted model, not a curated record.